UUUUUAGAGUCUUAAUCCGCCCAUGUUUCAAGAUUAUGUUCAACCGCCUCUUUUUGAGUCAAUUGUGCAAUUUAAGGUUAUGUUUACAAACGAACAGAAGCAAAGUUUCACUUCAAAAUAUCACUCCUCUCCUUCUAAAUCGUUCUCUCCAAACCUCUGCUAUUUCACUCCAUGGAGAAUAUGAAUAUGAAGACCCUAAAUCCGAAGAAGACGUUGUGAACAUUACAUAUAUUACCAAGGAUGGUAACAGAGUUAAAGUUCGGGGCAAAGUUGGUGACAACGUCCUCUAUCUAGCACAUCGCUAUGGCGUUGAAAUGGAAGGUGCCUGCGAAGCAUCUCUAGCUUGCACUACCUGUCAUUGCUAUGUGAUUGGAGACUAUCUGGCUAAGCUACCGGAGGCAACCGAAAAAGAAGAGGAUUUACUUGAUUUAGCUCCUUUUUUGAAAGAAAAUUCAAGGUUAGGUUGUCAAAUCAUCCUUACCAAGGACUUGGAAGGGAUAGAACUCCAAUUACCAUCUGUUACUCGAAACUUUUACGUUGAUGGUCACAAGCCCAAGCCUCAUUAAGUAAGCACUGGCUGUAGAGACUUCCGUCCGAUAUUUAUAGAUUCUAAAACUUCAGCGCUUAAAAUAUUCAUAGUGCGAAUUUGACAGCAUGUAAAUCUUCUUUU
Molecule: messenger RNA, 670 nt
Organism: Bemisia tabaci
Lineage: Eukaryota; Metazoa; Arthropoda; Insecta; Hemiptera; Aleyrodidae
Gene: Fdx1
Product: Adrenodoxin-like protein 1, mitochondrial Ferredoxin 1
Biological process (GO): P450-containing electron transport chain
Cellular component (GO): mitochondrion
Molecular function (GO): electron transfer activity; 2 iron, 2 sulfur cluster binding
Source: RefSeq, a predicted model, not a curated record